AGAGAGAGAGAGAGAGAAGAGAGGAGAGGAGAGGAGAGCUCUGGUGAAAAGAGACGCUUUCCUGAGCUACUUGGGAGAACCAACGCCAGGCUUGACACUGAGUGAUGACCGUGGCGCAGAGAGACUCGGCAGACCGGGAAUAAAAACACGGAAUAAAACACACACAGAAAGAGAGAAAGAGAGAGAGGAGGAAGAAGAAGAGGAGGAGGAGGGUGCACAGUUUGUGGAUACCUGCGCGUCUCCGUGGUUCCGGCCGCAGGUGCGCUACAGUCCCUCUGAGGGGACUUAUUGUUUUGGUCCAGAGAAGAAAAGAACACAUCUUCCUGGGAUUUAUUUCUCCUAUGUAACCUGCUUUCCAGCCCUGAAAGCAAACUUUCAACAUCUCAAUCCGGAGCUUUUGUCAGAUCGUGGACUGCUCACUCAGACUGCUUUCUGAACGCGGAUUACACUGAAGAGCAUCUCCAUCCUCCAUCUCAAACCAGAAGAGGAGAAUUCGCUCCAAAAACUCCAAACUCUUGUGUGUGACGCGGAGCCUUUUUUCCAUCCCCAUCUUUGCGUGUUUUUAUGUGCUGAUGAAGAGGACAAUGUCUGGAUUAUUACAGCUCAACCUGCCCAGGGGAAAAGGGGAAGAGUGAGAGGAGGAGGAGGAUAAAGAGGUGAAGAGAAGAAGAAGAAGAAGAAGAAGGAGGGAAGUCGGUUGCGUUUGGCUGCUGUCCACUAGUUCGUUAGUGCGCUCUCCCACCUCUUUUUUUAAUUAUUUUUUACUGGAUACACGGACACGCAUCAAGAGACGGCACUGGGAGGACCUGCGUGCAAACCCUGCAGGGCCAGUGGGAGGUGACUGUCAGAAGAAAUGCCGGUCCUAGGUGCCCUAGUACAUCACCACCUGGACCAUGGCGACUCCUUGGCCGAUGAGAAAAGAGAGGCGCUCCCAUGGCUCCGCCUGCCUUGCUAGAUGGUCGGCGUCCUCCUUGAUGCUCCUAUGGUUGCCGUGGGUGUUGCUAUGGCUGCCGUGGCCCGGCCGAGCUGAACAAGUGGGUGGCGGGGCGCAAGGCGGGAAGUCGCUCCACGGUUCCCUGUCGUCGCCCUCGUCCUCGUCAUCUUCCUCGUCCUCCUCCUCGUCCUCGCCCCAGUCCAGCUCUUCGGCUUGGGGCUUCAACACGAGGCAGAGCGGGGGGCAGCUGGACUGGCUGCUGUCAGAGAAGGGACCUUUCCACAGAUGUCCGGAGUACACGGAGUUCAGAGAGAGGUUCCAGCAGGGAUUUUCUACCAGAUACAAGAUUUACAGGGAGUUCAGCCACUGGAAGGUGAACAGCCUGGCAACAGAGAAGAGAGAUUUCCUCAAAGCUCCAUUGCCCUUAGCGCCAGAGUUCCUACGCAACCUGCGGUUACUGGGGCGACGGCCAACCCUGCAGCAAAUCAACGAGAACCUCAUCAAGAAGUACGGGACCCACUUCCUAGUCACUGCUACCCUGGGAGGAGAGGAGUCUUUGACCAUUUUCCUGGACAAGCAGAAGCUGAAUAAGAAGUCGGAGGGAAACAGCAACAGCUCAGUGGUGUCUCUGGAGCUGCUCCAUCAGCUGGCCGCUUCCUACUUCACGGAUCGAGAAAGCACCCUGAGGCGACUGCACCACCUCCAGAUUGCCACCUCUGCCAUCAAGGUAACCGAAACAAGGACAGGCCCUCUCGGCUGCAGUAACUACGACAGCUUGGAUUCAGUUAGCUCGGUGUUGGUGCACAGCCCGGAAAAUAAGAUCCACCUAAAGGGCUUGCAAGAUGUCCUGCCAGAGUUCCUGCGUGGGCGCUUCGUGGAGGCAGCCCUCAGCUACGUGGCGUGCAACUCGGAGGGCGAGUUGCUCUGCCGUAACAACGACUGCUGGUGCCGGUGCUCUCCACGCUUCCCUGAGUGCAACUGUCCCUUUGCUGACAUCAAGGUCAUGGAAGAGAACCUGGAGAAGAGCAAGGACUCCUGGGGCAACUUCAACCAGGAGUUCAUGGAAUCAGAUGAAUUCAAAGCCCUCCUGAAGCGCCUGCCCACUGACCGGUUCUUGAAUGUGUCCAUGAUUGCCAAGUUCUGGUCUGCUGACUUGAACCUCCAGAAGCGUUACGCACAGCUGGAGUCCAGCACUGCCCUGGUCCUGGGCAAAGCCCAGAAGGUCGUCAGGAAACUGUUCACCCUGAGCAAACGGUGCCCCAAACAUCCUCGCAUCAGUCUGCCCAGAGAGAGGCCUGUUGGGUUUUGGUUGAGCAGGGCUCAGUCUCUGCUCUACUGCAAUGAGCACGGAGUGCAGGGUUCCUUCUCCGAGGAGGUGAAGAGCUGUAGCUGCCCCGCGGAGCAGCCAACCUGCCAGGGAGUCGUCCCCUGCGUUGUGGGCACCUCCUCCACCUCCUGUUCCUCCUGUGCGACCGACAACGCGACCCGCUGCGGAGCCUGUCACCACGGCAACCUCCUCCAUCUUGGUUCCUGCCGGCCGAGCAUCGCUGCCUCCCUGGACCACUAUCUGAACUUCGACCUGGACAUGCCUGAUGCUGAGGUGAAGUACCUGCUUCAGCGACUGGACAGCAGAAUCGAGGUCCACGCCAUUUACAUCAGCAACGACGUCCGCCUGGGAAGUUGGUUCAACCCCGCCUGGAGGAAGAGAAUGUUGCUGACACUCAAGAGUAACAAAAACAAGUCCAAUCUCAUCCACAUGCUGAUGGGCAUUUCUUUCCAGAUAUGCUUGACUAAGAAUUCGACACUGGAGCCCGUGCCUGCCAUUUAUGUCAAUCCUUUCGGGGGAAGUCACUCAGAGAGCUGGUUCAUGCCCGUGAACCAGCCUGAGUUCCCCGACUGGGAGAGAACUCGACUGGACGCCGUCGUCACGGCGCAGUGUUACAACUGGACACUGUCUCUGGGCAACAAAUGGAAGUCCUUCUUUGAGACGGUGCACAUCUACCUGCGAAGCCGCAUACUCACAGAUGAUCCAACAGUGAAUGAGACUCUCUUCUACGAACCGUUGGACCUGGACGACCAGACGUCCAACCUGGGGUACAUGAAGAUCAACACGCUGAAAGUGUUUGGAUACAGCAUGCACUUUGACCCCGAGGGCAUCAAGGAUCUGAUCCUCCAGCUGGACUACCCUUACACGCAGGGCACGCAGGACGCUGCCUUUCUGAUGCUGUUGGAGAUGAGGGACCGGAUUAACCGGCUGUCUCCGCCGGCACCGCAGCCGCUGGACCUGUUUUCUUGCCUGUUGCGCCACCGGCUCAAGCUGUCUGCCGGAGAGGUGGUGCGCAUCAAGGACUCGCUGCAGAUGUUCAACUCCAAGCUUCCCAAUGCUUCUCCUGAACCGGAGCUGGCCCAGCUGUGCAGCUAGCUAGCUUAGCACACAAGUCAGGUACAAGAAAGUGGAGUUGCUGCGAGACUGAGCAGGGGAGGUCCUACCGAGUUAGCCUCUCGGACCCAAAUCCUCUGGAUUAACAGAACUCUAAAGGUGGACUGCUGGGCUUUUCUUGUGGCCACUCUUGGCUGGUUUUCUGGCGUCACAUUUUUAUCAGAAAUUGCUACCAGAGUCCUUUGUUGAACAGUGGAGUCGUGUUAUGGACUUUUGAGAGAACAGCUGAUACUUGGACUGUCUUUCAGAGGCUCUACUGUACCAGCCCGGAGGCUUACUUUUGCUAUUACUGCCCUGCUUUUGGCAAACUGUGCGACUGGAUGGAGUUAAGAGAGACUCCCUUACACCGUGAUCUGGAAACUCAGAGAGCCGAUGUCAUUAAGUAUACCUAAGACAUCUGCCUUGCAAAGAUAAAGGCGGUUUUGAUAUGUAAAGAGGAACUCUUAAGGGGUCUUCAGAAACGAGCAAAUGGAAGAGAAGAUUUCCCCUUUUCUAACCCUAUUUUCUUUGGCUACAGAACAAUCUCGUGGGAGGGGAAAAUGGGAUAAUAUUAUAUAUGUGGUGAAUGAGUUGUUAUGUUAUGCUUAACAGUUUAAAAUUUGAUAAUCCCGAACCCUGUUACUGUCUUUGAAUAUUUCUUUUUAAUCCCUGCCUUCCAUUUUAUCUGGCAUCUGAAAACUUGUAAGUACAGUAUCUAUGCUUAACAUCUGAGUGAGAAGCCUGUUAGUGAUGUUCUGUCCUUGGUGGUGUGUCUAAUACCAAAAGAACGUGAGCACAUUGGCAAACUGAACGGCGAAAUAUGACAAUAUUAAAACGUUGAGUUAUUUUUUGGAGCUGAAAAAUCAUCGAGAACUCUUUCUGACGGUGGUAACGAAAAAGGUCUGAGGAUACAGCGCUGUAAAUAACGCUCCAUCUAACCCCAGGUGUGGACAAGUGCACAUUGCUUUUUAGAUAACUGAGUGCAAAGACCAAAAAAAUGUUUAUAACAGAACAAACUCAUGCCUUAUAUGGAGAGUCAAUGUUAAGAUAAGAAGCACAUUUAGUUUCUGUGUUUGAUUUCCCAGCGAAGGCUGUAUUGCUUUUUAUAUUUCAAUAUUUCUACCAAGACAGAACAACAGACACAUUCUCCAGAAUACGUGGUGAUGUAGUUUCCCAUGUAAAUGCCAGUCACACUUUCUGCAGUUACUUGUUUUUGAUUUGGUGUUGUGAAACUUUGAGUCACUAUUCACGUUGCACACCAGUAUACAUGCAUACUGUAAUUGUUCUGCAAAAUCCUUCUAUCUCCAAUGAGACAAACUCUCAGUAUCUGAUUGAACCUGGUGGAUGUUAUUAUGAUUUAAAAAAAAAAAAGGUUUUUGGUUUAGUCUCAGGUCAAUGAAACAGUUUUUUUUUUUCCUUAUACGUGGGUCCAAUGUCAGCUGCCAGUUACCGACUGGAGUUACAAGGUUUCUGCAGGGCAGUGAUGGUAAUCUCGAGAGCUGCAAACUUACCAGGAUGAUACUUGAUAUGAUUCUUCAUUUACUUCACUAAUUUCUCACUGAAAGUCAGUAAACCUUGUAUGUCAUUUUCAGCAGUUCUUCUGUGCUCAGCUUGCUUAAGUAAAAACAAAGUGGUUUAUCUA
Molecule: messenger RNA, 4995 nt
Organism: Sebastes umbrosus (honeycomb rockfish)
Lineage: Eukaryota; Metazoa; Chordata; Actinopteri; Perciformes; Sebastidae
Gene: brinp2
Product: bone morphogenetic protein/retinoic acid inducible neural-specific 2
Exons: 9
Coding region: 894-3356 (820 amino acids)
Biological process (GO): negative regulation of mitotic cell cycle; positive regulation of neuron differentiation
Source: RefSeq, a predicted model, not a curated record